Penicillium digitatum Pd1 is the source of this 894-nucleotide messenger RNA. Its product is annotated as tRNA (adenine-N(1)-)-methyltransferase. Gene Ontology annotation, cellular component: tRNA (m1A) methyltransferase complex; mitochondrion. Lineage: Eukaryota; Fungi; Ascomycota; Eurotiomycetes; Eurotiales; Aspergillaceae. Gene Ontology annotation, biological process: mitochondrial tRNA methylation. Gene Ontology annotation, molecular function: tRNA (adenine(58)-N1)-methyltransferase activity. The record is from RefSeq and is a predicted model, not a curated record.
AUGGAAAUCCUCGAAUCCGGAACAGGCCAUGGAUCUUUGACACUGCACCUGGCGCGUGCCAUUCACGCUGCCAAUACCACUCCUCCGCCUCUUCCAUCGCGAUCUCAGAUCAACUACCUAGAGGGCCGUAUCACCAGACCGAGUGAAAAGGACACGGAACCAACAGGAGAAACCCCUGCCGAGCAAACUGCGGAUCCAGUACAGGAGGAAUGGGAUGCAUGGCGAGCGCAGCGCAACGCCGUCAUUCACACAGUCGACGUAUCGUCAAAGUUCUCUGCGCUGGCCGAGAAAAACAUCCGGGGAUUCCGCCGUGGAAUCUACACAGGUAACACCGAUUUCUAUGUGGGCCCCGUCGAAAACUGGAUCGCCCAGCAGAAGCAGCUGCGAAAAAAGACUGGCCUGGCUUCACUGACUGGAGGAAACCCUGUCGACCCGUUUCUUUCGCACAUUAUUCUAGACAUGCCUUCCUCAAACUUGCGGAUUCCGCAUGUUACCCCGAUGUUGAAGCGUGAUGGCCUCCUGGUAGUGUUCGUGCCUAGCAUCACCCAGAUUGGUGAGUGUCUGCAACUCAUCCGGGACCAGCGAUUGCCUCUCAUUCAGGAAAAGGUGAUCGAGCUUGGCUCUGGAAUCAGCGGCGGCCGCACAUGGGAUGUGCGUUUCGCGACCAAAAAGUCCGGCGCCGACCCAGCAAGCUGGGCUACCCCUUCAGAUGCUGAUGUUGCCGCCCCUGUCGAGACUGACGAACAGUCCACCGCCUCUGAUACUGCCUCUGAGAUGUCCACAGAGGAGCCUUCCAAGGAAGGAGGGUCUGUCUUGGUCUGCCGGCCCAAGGUCGGACUGCGCAUCCAGGGCGGCGGCUUUGUGGCAGUCUGGCGGCGGAUCGAAGACCGUUAA